UUUUUCUGCAAGUGCUGCAGAUGAGGGAAAUGUUCGAAUGUUGAACAAUGAAAACAUCCCAGUCGUCCAAUGAUUUCUUUGGUGUGAACGUCCAGAAAUAGGAGUUCUCACUACCCCUUGGACCAGCAGAAGCUGUGACUCACACUGCCUCAAAUUUUUAUCGGCCGAUGUUCAAGUCUGAGCGUCCGUUCCAGGAUUUUUUGAAUUAGAAGUUGACAAUUUCAGACGCUUUCAUUCAGGAAUUUCAUUGUCUGCACAAUCGCCUGAGAGCCAGUGCUGGAGUGGAAGCAGUAGCUGAAGCUGAAUUUAGUGUAUCCUGCUCUGUGCUGGAAACUAUUGACCGUCUCUGCUCGGCCUUGGUUUGUGCGCCAGAAAUCCAUUAGGAUUUUCCAGGUGCAAAUAAUAAUUUGCGGAGUUUAUCAAUAAUUUUGCAGCUGAUCCCGAUCGUGUCGUUGGACACUCAGCUAUUCAGUGCUAAAGCAACAGUGGUGAUAUUGGUGUGGUCAGGAGGAAACAGCUAGCACCAUGUUUCCCGCAAUCAGCGAUUAUCAGAAGAUUGGCAUUGGCUUGUCGGGAUUCGGCAUCGCUUUCAUCUUCCUCGGCGUGCUGAUGAUGUUCGACAAAGGUCUGCUGGCCAUGGGUAACAUUCUGUUUCUGGCUGGCCUGGGAUUUGUCAUCGGCCUGGAGCGGACGUUUCGUUUCUUCUUCCAGAAGCACAAGCUGCGCGGUUCUGGCUGUUUCUUCGGCGGGAUCUUGAUCGUGCUGCUUGGCUGGCCGAUCAUAGGUAUGUGUGUGGAGGCGUACGGCUUCUUCAUUCUCUUCAGCGGCUUCUUCCCAGUGGUGAUCAACUUCCUUCGUCGUAUCCCGGGCAUCGGCAACCUGCUCAAUUUGCCCGGCAUUCGCACUGUUGUCAAUAAGCUGAGCGAGAGUCCCUCCAUGGUCUAGUGGUGUCGUGUAGGUUGUAGCUAGGCUCACGGCUGCAUCUUCUGCUAACCCACCGCCGCCGCUUGCAAUUUCAUCCGCAACCCGGCACUGUGCGUGUGUGUGUGUGCGUUUGUGCGCGCGAGCAUGCAUGCACAUGUGUGUGUGUGUGUGUGUGUGUGUGUGUGUGUGUGUGUGUGCAUGUGUGUGUGUGUGUGUGUGCGUUUGCGCGCGCGAGCGUGCAUGCACAUGUGUAUGUGUGUGUGGUGUGUGUGCGGGUGUGUGCGGGUGUGUGCACGCAUAUUGAACGAGAAUUGAUCGAGGUGUGCGAGCCAGUCUGGCUCUCCGCACCGUCCCAUCCCCCCUAUUUAUGAUGGUGUGUUCCGCCGUUUCUUGAGGCGGGUGCAUUCUGAACUCGAUCUCGGAGCAAACACCGAUUCGAUGUGCCCACUGCUUGGGCCUAUGCAUCGGAGAGCGGCCCUCUCAAGCCGCCCAUACUGCUGUGUGCUGUGACAAAAGCCACUGGCAGAGAAAUCCAGCCUGAUGAAAAGAGUAGCGCCGCGUUCGAGUUCACAGACCAGUAUGUGUAGUGCUAGGGCUGCGUAGCGCCCGGCAAUGCUAUUUUAUUCAUGAGGUGUUGGAUUUCUUUGGCCAGCACUGUAAUUGAACCACUGUUCUGAUCCCAAAGCUGGUCUUGCUGCAUUGCAGGCCCUAUGUCGUAUGUCGGUCUGCUGUGUGUGCUUCUCUGCUAAUAGUUUUACUCACUGGUUAUUUGGUAGCAGUGGUAAUUUGUACAACCUUGAUUUUAAAUUCUUUCAACUAGAUAUUGUGCUGUUUGGCUGUGAUUAUUAUAUAUAUUUUUUGUUACCCGGAUGUUUCCAGAUCA
Messenger RNA from Sycon ciliatum, 1807 nucleotides. Its product is annotated as vesicle transport protein GOT1B-like. Bases 526 to 945 code for a protein of 139 amino acids. The transcript has a single exon. Gene Ontology annotation, cellular component: membrane; endoplasmic reticulum. Gene Ontology annotation, biological process: endoplasmic reticulum to Golgi vesicle-mediated transport; retrograde transport, endosome to Golgi. NCBI's taxonomy places the organism in Eukaryota, Metazoa, Porifera, Calcarea, Leucosolenida, Sycettidae. The record is from RefSeq and is a predicted model, not a curated record.